CAGCUGCCGACCUCAUCUGUUGUUUGCCCCUUUCCCUUUGGCUGCUGGAUGGGAUGCAGCGCUGCUGCUUUGUGCUCUUUCGACCCUGUUAAAUCCUUUGGGUUUUGUGCUUGAAAGUGAUGUGAUUUUGAUGGAUCUCCGUCCACGUGUGCUUUGCUGAUGCUUUUCAUCGCUGUCCUUUGAGUCACGCUUUCAGAUGAAAAACAGGAACUGAAGGAGCGUGGAAGUCACCUUCAGAUGGUCCCCACAGAGCAGGCAGCGGGGUGAUGGGAUAACUGAGAAAGUCUUGGGGGCUGCAAAUGGGGACCAGUGGGAACAGCCCCAUCCCAGUGCAGGUGUGCGAGGCAGCAGCCUGCAAGGGCAGAGACAAACCUUGCUUUGUUCUAAUGGAUGUUGUUACCCAAUCUGGAGCACGCAGGUGGAGAUGCUCAGUGCAAAAAGCACCACCCUGCAUGGUGGAUGAGCAGCUGCCUUCCCUCCUCCUGUUUGCCCUCUUUCUGUCUUCUUCCUGCACUAAUUAAUCUCAUCUGCAUUGCUUAAUGGCUGGUCUGGGAGGGGAGAGGAAGGAAGGAAGGAGGGUUUGCAGCCAGAGCUGGAGCCUGUCCUCAGAGCUGCUGGUAGGAGCCUGGCAUGGCUCAUCACCGUGUCCCAGCGUCACAAGGGCUCAGCUCUGCGUGAGCCGCUGAGGCAGGCGUGGAUCUGCAGGAUGAGCAGAGCUGCAGGCAGAGCCUAGGUGCCCCAUCAGCAGCAGAUGGACGCUGACACCAUGGAGGUGGCCAACACCAGGGAUUUCCAAUGGAAGACCCUCGCCCCGCUGCCGAGCCGCCGGGUUUAUUCCACGCUGGUGGAAGUGGGUGGGCAGGUGUUUGCCAUCGGGGGCUGCGAUGACAACGGUGUCCCCAUGGAUUGUUUUGAGGUCUAUUCCCCCGAGGCUGACCAAUGGACGUCACUGCCCCCCAUGCCCACUGCCAGGGCCGGGGUGGCGGUGGCCACGUUGGGCAAAAGGAUCAUGGUGAUCGGGGGCGUGGGGGCCAACCAAGCGCCGCUGAAGAUCGUGGAGAUGUACAACGUGGAUGAAGGCAAGUGGAAGAAGAGGAAUUCGCUGAGGGAGGCGGCCAUGGGCAUCUCGGUGACGGCAAAAGACUACAGAGUGUAUGCAGCUGGUGGGAUGGGAGCUGACCUACGACCACACAACUACCUGCAGCACUACGACAUGCUGAAGGACAUCUGGGUGUCCCUGGCAGCCAUGCCCACAGCACGGUAUGCAGCCACCUCCUUCCUGCGGGGCACCAAGAUCUACGUGCUGGGGGGAAGGCAGUCCAAGUACGCCAUCAACGCCUUCGAGGUCUUUGACACCGAGACCAGAUCGUGGACCAAGUUUCCCAAUAUCCCCAAUAAAAGAGCUUUCUCCAGCUUCGUGCCCACCGAAGACAAACUGUUCAGUCUUGGGGGCCUGCGGCAGGGCCGGCUCUACAGGCAGCCCAAGUUCAUGAGGACUGUGGAUGUGUUUGACUUUGAGCAAGGUGGCUGGAUGAAGAUGGAGCGCUCCUUCUACCUGAAGAAACGGCGAGCAGACUUUGUGGCUGGCUACCUGAAAGGCAGAGUCGUCGUGGCUGGGGGACUGGGAAACCAGCCGACCGUCCUGGAGUCUGCAGAAGCUUUCCACCCUGAGAAGAACAAAUGGGAGAGCUUGCCCCCCAUGCCCACCCCACGCUGCGCCUGCUCCAGCAUCGUGCUCAGGGGCUGCCUGAUGCUAGCAGUUGGUGGGGUGAGCCAGGGGUUGAGCAGCGCGGUGGAAGCCCUCUGCCUUUCUGACUCCUAG
This is a messenger RNA of Meleagris gallopavo (turkey), 1822 nucleotides long. NCBI's taxonomy places the organism in Eukaryota, Metazoa, Chordata, Aves, Galliformes, Phasianidae. The record is from RefSeq and is a predicted model, not a curated record.